Carassius auratus (goldfish) is the source of this 732-nucleotide messenger RNA. Its product is annotated as gastrula zinc finger protein XlCGF8.2DB-like. NCBI's taxonomy places the organism in Eukaryota, Metazoa, Chordata, Actinopteri, Cypriniformes, Cyprinidae. The record is from RefSeq and is a predicted model, not a curated record. The transcript has a single exon. The coding region runs from base 1 to 732 and encodes 243 amino acids.
AUGGCGCAGGAAGAAGAGAGUCACACUGUAGAUAAGCCUUGCACUUGCCAACCGUGUGGAAUAAGUGUCACUACAAAAGGAAGCCUUAAAGUCCACAUGCAAAUUCACACAAGAGAGAAACCUUGCCCCUGCCAACAGUGUGGUAAAAGUUUCACUCGAAAAAGAAGCCUAGAGAGCCACAUGAGAACUCACAGUGGAGAGAAACCCUUUAAAUGCCUUCAGUGUGGAAAGAGUUUUACACUUAAGCCAACCCUUUAUGCCCACAUGAGAAUUCACUCUGAAGAGAAGCCUUACACCUGCAAACUGUGUGGAAUAAGUUUAAUCCGAAAAAGAAACCUUAAAUUUCACAUGAGAAUUCACACUAGAGAGAACUUCUACACCUGCCAAGAAUGUGGGAAAAGUUACGUUCAAAAAGGAGGCCUUAAAGUUCACAUGGGAACUCUCUCUGGAGAUAAGCCUUUCACCUGCCAACAGUGUGGAAUAAGUGUCACUACAAAAGGAAGCCUUAAAGUCCACAUGCAAAUUCACACAAGAGAGAAACCUUACCCUUGCCAACAGUGUGGUACAAUUGUCAUUCAAAAAGCAAGCCUAGAGAGCCACAUGAGAACUCACACUGGAGAGAAGCCUUACACCUGCCUUCAGUGUGGACAGAGUUUUACAUAUAGACGGUUUCAAUGGCAACAACACAAACGAACGUUACUGCGCAUCCGCGCUUUUGUGGACCUAACUUAA